Girardinichthys multiradiatus is the source of this 3867-nucleotide messenger RNA. Its product is annotated as neuronal acetylcholine receptor subunit alpha-7-like. The record is from RefSeq and is a predicted model, not a curated record. Lineage: Eukaryota; Metazoa; Chordata; Actinopteri; Cyprinodontiformes; Goodeidae. Gene Ontology annotation, molecular function: transmembrane signaling receptor activity; acetylcholine-gated monoatomic cation-selective channel activity. Gene Ontology annotation, cellular component: synapse; postsynaptic membrane; neuron projection. Bases 67 to 1677 code for a protein of 536 amino acids. Gene Ontology annotation, biological process: regulation of membrane potential; chemical synaptic transmission; signal transduction. The transcript is spliced from 9 exons.
CAUCCCCGUGUAUCGCGACACGGAGAGCCCACGGCCGGGCAGAGGAGUUCGGUGAACAACGUCAGAAUGCGGUGCCACAAGUUUUGGGGUCCAUGUUCGGUUGGAUUUUAUAUUUGGACAGUCAUGCUUUUUAAAGGUUCCUUGCAAGGGGAACACCAGCGGAAGCUAUACAAGGAGCUGCUGGCCAACUACAAUCGAUUAGAGAGACCUGUUGUUAAUGAUUCUGCUCCUAUCCUGGUGGAGCUGGGCCUCACACUGCUGCAGAUUAUAGACGUGGAUGAGAAAAACCAAGUGCUAAUGACCAAUGCUUGGCUGCAGCUGUACUGGACAGACGUCUACUUGAGCUGGAAUCCAGAGAAUUACCCCGGCGUCCAGAACCUGCGAUUCCCUUCAGACCAGAUCUGGACACCUGACAUCCUUCUUUACAAUAGUGCGGAUGAGCGCUUUGAUGCCACAUUUCACACCAAUGUCCUGGUGAAUGCUUCAGGCCACUGCCAGUACAUCCCACCAGGCAUCCUGAAGAGCACCUGUUACAUCGAUGUGCGUUGGUUCCCCUUUGAUGUACAGAAGUGUGACUUAAAGUUCGGUUCAUGGACCCACAACGGUUGGCUUCUAGACCUCCAGAUGCUUGAUGUGGACACAUCCACUUACAUACCCAAUGGAGAGUGGGACCUUGUGGGUGUGCCAGCCAAGCGUAAUGAGCUGUAUUACGAGUGCUGUAAGGAGCCCUAUCCUGAUGUGACCUUCACAGUCACCAUGCGGCGCAGAACUCUUUAUUAUGGCCUAAAUCUGCUCAUUCCCUGUGUGCUGAUCUCUGGCUUGGCCUUGCUGGUUUUCCUAUUACCAGCUGACUCUGGAGAAAAGAUCUCUCUGGGCAUCACUGUGCUGCUUUCGCUAACUGUCUUCAUGCUUCUGGUAGCAGAGAUUAUGCCUGCUACAUCUGACUCUGUGCCUCUUAUCGCUCAGUACUUUGCCAGCACAAUGAUGAUUGUGGGGAUGUCUGUGGUGGUGACUGUCAUAGUCCUGCAGUUUCACCAUCAUGACCCUCAUGGGGGCAAGAUGCCCAAAUGGGUUCGGGUGGUUCUGUUGAACUGGUGUGCUUGGUUCCUCCGUAUGAAACAACCUGGUGAUGAGCGCAAGAAGCCCCAAUACAAGUACCGUCACUGCUCCCACCAUCACUCCAGCACCAGCUCCAUCGAGAUGGGUACAAUCCCAAGCCUUACAGUGCCUCUGUCACAGGCAUCAUGCCCACCUUGCCCGACAGGCACUUCCAAUGGUUCCAUGAGUCUCUACUUUGGCAAUUACCAUCCCAUGGAGAGCCCACUCUGCCCACCUUCCAGUGACUUGGGCGUUACACUGGGCGGACGCACGUUUGGAUCCACAGGUGAUGAGGCUGAGCCACCUGGAGGAGUUGGUGGUGGUGUUGGAGGUCUUGGAAUGGGAAUUAGCAUCCCCCCACCAGAGAUCCUGCGCAUCUUGGAGGAGGUGUCGUACAUUGCCCAGAGGUUCCGAGACCAGGACGAAGCUGAGGCCAUCUGCAGUGAGUGGAAGUUUGCAGCUGCUGUAGUAGACCGGCUGUGCCUGGUGGCCUUCUCUCUCUUCUCCAUCAUUUGCACUUUCACCAUCCUCAUGUCAGCGCCUAACUUCAUAGAGGCUGUUUCUAAGGACUUCACAUAACUGGCUGCUGAAAGACAGAGAGAAGAAAGUGGUGUAAAUAAUCAGACACUAAAGAGAAAGAGAUUUGGAAAGGAAAUAACAGUCAGUGAAGAGUGUAUUCCCUAACCAACGUUCUUGGAAGCCAUUUGUUUAGAGGUGGGUUUGUAGUGUUGCAUUAGAAAAAUUAUAUUUUCUUCAAAAACUUGUAAAUAAAUAAUGUCAUACAAAGCAAGUGUUAAAAUGUAAACACAUGAACAAAUAAGAAGACAUAAAUGAAUUACAGUCCAGUGAUUAAAAGGUAUGUGUCUAAGAGAGAGACGUAAGAUUUAAUUGUUUGCAAAUAAUAUAAAUCUUCCAUUUAAGAGCAAUGUUGAUACAAGGAAAUGUGGUUUAUUUUUUAACAUUUAUGCAUUCUUGGUUUUUACAUCAACAACUUAUAGAAAGAAAUGGCUGUACCUUUAUUUUAUAAGACUGAAAAUAGAACGUAACUGACAACUUUUCCUGCUAAUCAGAUAAACUGGCAUUCCUACUGCCUCUCUCAAAGAUAAAGAAUGGAUCAUUCCAGCCAAAAGGCUUCAAUUAACAAACUCAUUAACUAGGCUAACAACAUUUAACUAAACCUCUAAGUAAAAAAAAGAAUGAGAAAACCUAUAAAAUGAUGUAAAAGGGAACAAAAAAAUAAACAAUAACCGAUAAAAUGGGGCAGUGAUAUCAGAGUUCAGUGUGAAUAUGUUUGUUCAAGAACCAGGGUUUAUUUUGAGGAAUUUGAAAUCUGGUCAAAUUAGUUUUAAACUAAUUAAGAACAACACUUUGUAUGUGUUCAAAUGGUAGGUUCACAAUGCAAAUCAGAAGGGACCAUAAGAUAUAAUUUUAAUAAAAGGUUUAAAAAAUAUUAUUUGCCAAAUUAGAAAUCAGUAACCUUUUCGACAAUUAAUUUUCAGUGUGUCGUAAGCCAUAACAGUGACUGAAAGUGAUGGACUCCUUAGAUGACAGCAAAAAAUGUUAAUGGACUCUCCAAGGUGGCGAAGAAACGUACAGACAUGAUGAUGUCACAUCUGAAUUUGUGGUUCUGUUAUCAACAAAGAAAAAUAGUGGUCCUCUUUUAGCAAUGUCUUUAGGUUUUACAUGUACCUUUAAAUAUCAUUAAUACAAAUAUGGAUAUGGGUAUGAGUGCUGGCUAAGCUACAGACACAACACCCCAAUGCGACUGUGGCAAUAUUUUGUGAGUUUAAUCACGGCUCACUCUUAACAGUUUGUCAGCUGCUGUACCAGAGAAAACAAAACGUUGCAUUUUUUGUUUUAUGCUAAUGUCAAGGACACAUAUAUCUCCAAAGCCGGACCUCCCUUAAGGUAAAUCAGAUCACAAUCUUGCUUUUGACUGCUGUAAAUAUAAACACCUUGUUCAGAGGCAACCUGUAAUAAAGAAAACUGUGAGAAGGUGGUCACAGGAAGCUGAAGUUGCCCUGGGAGGUUGCUUUGAGGCUAGACUGGGAUGCACUGUGCCAGCCACAUGGAAAGGACAUUAAUGCCAUGACUGUGUGUAACCGACUAUAUAAACUUCUGUGUGGAUACCAACAUCCCCACCAGAAUGUUGCAAUGCUUCCCCAAUAACAAACUAUGGAUCCCCAGUGCCCUGAAGGACCUGCUUAACAAGACAAAAAGAGCCUUCAGUGAGAGAGACAGGCAAUUAUGGAGUAAACAGAAGCAACUUAAAGUCAAGGUAAGAGACAGCAAGGAGUUGUACAAGAAGAAGCUGGAGAGCAAACUCCAGCUAAACAAUGUCAGAGAUGUGUGGUCAGGGAUAUACUCUCACCAUUCCUUUUCCCUCUACACCUUAGACUUCCAGUACAAGACAAACUCCUGUCAUCUACAGAGAUGAUUCUGCAGUCGUGGGGUGGAUCAGAGAUGGACAAGAAGCUGAGUACAUGGACCUCGUGAACUGCUUUUUGGCAUAGUGUAGAAACAAUCUUCUCAUCUUGAAUGUGAAUAAAACAAAGGAGAUGACCAUAGGAGAAGCAGGAAUAGGUCAAACACUAUUUCCAUCAUUGGAGAAAAAGUAAAGGUGGUGGAGAAUAUCUCAAUGGUCACUUGGACAACAGACUGGAGUGGAGAUGCAACUGUGAAGCCAUCUACAAGAACAGACAGAACAGACUGUACUUCUUGAGGAAGCAUAAGACCUGUGUUUGCAGCAAGAUGCUGCAUAUCUUCUAU